GCAGAGCUACAGGUGCUCCCAUCUCCUGCCUGCUUCUCGGUAACAUUUUCAGGCUCAUUAAUCUGGUUAAUCAUGGAAAAGCUGAUGUCUGUUUGUAAACAAAGUCAAGUAUCCUGGCUUGUCCUCCUCGCAGUGCUGGGCUGUGCUAGCACUCUGCCUGUAGAUGUGGAUCCUGUCUGCACAGUGGGAGGCCAUGCAAAGUACAGACUUGCCUUCACAGGGAAGUGGAGUCAGACUGCCUUUCCAAAGCAAUAUCCUCUCUUUAGACCCCCGGCACAGUGGUCACAAAUCAUAGCUGUGACUCAUAGUUCUGACUACCACAUAUGGCAAAGGAACGAAUAUGCCAGUACCGGAGUGAGAGAGUUUGCUGAGAAAGGAGAAGCCUGGACGUUAAUGAAAGAGGUGGAGUCGGCUGCAGAGAAGAUUCAGAGUGUCUAUGGGAUUUUCUCUGCCCCAGCGGUCAUCAGUGGGACUGGCCAAAAUUCAGUCGACUUUGAGGUUUUUGCAAGACACUCAUUACUCUCCUUCAUUGUGAGGAUCGUGCCCAGCCCGGACUGGUUUGUAGGUGUGGACAGUCUGAACCUGUGUGACGGGGAUCGCUGGAAAGAACAGCUGUCCCUGGACCUUUACCCGUAUGACGCAGGCACGGACAGUGGCUUCACCUUUUCAUCUCCAGACUUCGCAACUAUCCCACAGGACACAGUUACUCAGAUAACCUCUUCAUUUCCAAGCCACCCAGCAAACUCCUUCUACUAUCCCCGACUGAAGCAUUUGCCUCCCAUCGCAAGAGUCACCAUCACGAAGCUGAAGGGAAACCAUAUCAUGAGCCUGCCUAAAGACCUGCCCCAUUCCAAUCUGAUCCCUAUAGGCAAUGAAAUAGAUUCACUCACAAGUAUGUUGAAAUACCUCAAAGGACACUAAUAUACCUACUGCAUAGCCACCCUCAAAAUACACAUAUCUUCUACAUUGCAUUAUUGGACAAACAACAUUGUACUUGUAUAGGAGAUCGUCACACAUUUUUUAAAAGUUGUAGUAUUAUUCAAAUAAAGCAACAUUAUAUGACAAAUCAAACAAAUGGGUCUUUAGGUAAGCCAUAAAAAGCUACCAGAGUCUGAGAGUCAUUUAAGUGAUAUAAAAUGAAGACUUUGAAGGAUGAUCGGACAAAUAAGAAAUGUAUUCAUUUAUUUAUUCUUUUUAUUGUCAAGAGGAAUGUAACCGGAAGCUGCCCCUAUUUUACUGUCCCAUUAUAAUAAAUAUAUAUAUAUCCUAUAUCAAAGUACAAAGCUAGAAACCCUGUUAUGAACAGCAUAGAGCAACUAGGGUUUGGUUGACAUGGAGACCAAAUCUGAAAACAAGGCAAUACAAAUCUGAAAGAGAAAAGUGAAAAUUAGGAAAUGCCUGUACAUUUCCAUGCAAAUGUGAUGUUUGAGUUUAGUGUUCAAGGUUUGUUGUGAGAAAGCAGUAUUGUGAUAAAUAGAACAUUCUUUGCUGAAAUA
Molecule: messenger RNA, 1496 nt
Organism: Acipenser ruthenus (sterlet)
Lineage: Eukaryota; Metazoa; Chordata; Actinopteri; Acipenseriformes; Acipenseridae
Product: spondin-2-like
Exons: 5
Coding region: 73-921 (282 amino acids)
Biological process (GO): cell adhesion
Cellular component (GO): extracellular matrix
Source: RefSeq, a predicted model, not a curated record